GUCGAAAUCUAUCUAAGUGCAUUGGGCGUGUUUUGCAAAACGUUCUAAAUUAAUGUGUUUUUUAUCGAAAUGAAGUAACUGAAUUUUUAUCACAAGGAAAUCCGGAACCGUGAAAGUCUGCUAUAAAGAUGUCCCUGUCACUUAAAAUCCACAUUGUCGACACCAAUGUUACCAAAACCAUCGUCUUUGAUCCUUCAACGACGGUCUACGAUGCCUGUAAAAUUAUCAGAGAAAAAUGUACGGAAGAAAACUUGGGAAAUCCCAGAGACUAUGGUCUUUUCCUGACCGAUGAGGACAGCAGGACUGGAGUUUGGUUAGAACCGGCCAGGCACUUGGAAUAUUACAUCUUACGAAACGGCGAUGUUGUCGAGUAUCGAAAGAAAUUGAGAACUUUGAGAGUUAAGAUGCUGGACGGCUCGGUGAAGACGAUGUUGGUCGACGAUUCCCAGAUCGUUGCUAAUCUGAUGGUUGUAAUUUGUACGAAACUCGGCAUAACAAAUCACGACGAAUACUCUUUAGUCCUCGAAGAUUUAGAGAACCAAGAAAACAUCGAGAAUCGAAAUUACGGCACUCUAACUUUAAAACGGAAACGGGAAGAGAAGGAAAGAGACGCAAAGAUGGAUCAGCUGAGAAAAAAAUUGCAUACUGAUGACGACGUCAACUGGCUCGAUCCCUCGAAAACUCUGAGAGAGCAAGGCAUAGACGAGAACGAAACUGUUCUCUUGAGGAGGAAGUUUUUCUUUUCCGACCAAAACAUCGAUUCGCACGAUCCUGUUCAACUCAAUCUGCUCUACGUCCAAGCUCGAGACGCCAUCAUUAACGGCACUCAUCCAAUUACCCAAGACAAGGCUUGCGAAUUCGCAGGAAUACAGUGUCAAAUCCAAUUUGGGGAUCACGUGGAGAGCAAACACAAACCGGGAUUCUUGGAUUUGAAAGAAUUCUUGCCGCAAUCUUACAUCAAAGUCAAAGGUAUCGAGAAAAAGAUUUUUGCUGAACAUAAAAAACACUUGGGUAAAAACGAAUUGGAGGCGAAAGUUACGUACACAAAGAAUGCAAGAGCUUUGAAGACCUACGGAGUUACCUUCUUCUUGGUUAAAGAGAAAAUGAAGGGCAAAAAUAAACUAGUACCGAGAUUAUUGGGUGUUACUAAAGAUUCGGUUCUUCGAUUGGAUGAAAAGACUAAAGAGAUUUUACAAACUUGGCCUUUGACAACAGUCAGACGAUGGGGCGCUAGUCCCAAUACUUUCACUCUUGAUUUCGGGGAUUACUCAGAUCAAUAUUACUCAGUACAAACUACUGAAGCAGAACAAAUACAACAAAUUAUAGCCGGAUACAUUGAUAUCAUCUUGAAAAAGAAACAAGCAAAAGAUCAUUAUGGAAUUGAAGGUGACGAAGGAUCAACAAUGUUUGAGGAGAGCGUCGCUCCUCACAAGGCGACAAUUCUGCAACACGAAUUAAGCAAAGUCGGCAAAUUAAACACUGAAUCGUUAGCCAAACCUGCAGUGAUGCGAGCUGGAACUGACGGUGAGAAAACAUUUAGUACAGGCAUGAUGGGUAGUGCUCAACACACUAUCGUAAGUGGACAAGUGAACGUAGGUCAUGCACCUCCAACGGUGCAACAAACAAAAGUGACGUCGGUGCUGACCGAACCUCAAAGGGCUUUGUUGUCUACAAUUUCUGCCACACAAAGCAAGAUAAAAGAAUCCGAAAUCGAGCUUGAAGGCCGCGCUCACAUCCCUGAACUGGGAAACGAUCCUGCGGCGAAAAAAUGGAAGCAAGUCACUUUAGACACCCGCAAACAAAACGUCGGUUCUCAAAUCGCAGCUAUGAACGCUGCCACUGCCCAAGUCGUCACUCUGACAUCGGGACCGCAAGAUGAAGUCGACCACAAUGCAGUCGGUGCUGCUAUAACCACAAUUGGAAGUAAUUUACCCGAAAUGACAAAAGAUGUGAAGAUGAUAGCCGCUCUAAUGGACGAUUCUAAUAUGGGCGAAAAAUUAUUGGACGCUACUAGGAAAUUGUGUAGCGCUUUCAGCGACUUAUUAAAAGCUGCUGAACCCGAGUCUAAAGAACCGAGACAAAGUCUACUCAAUGCCGCCUCAAGAGUUGGCGAAGCUAGCACUAGUGUGUUGGCAACUAUCGGUGAAGAUACCAUCGAGAAUAAACAACUGCAAGAUAUGUUGCUUUCUUUAGCCAAAGCUGUGGCCAACACCACUGCAGCUUUGGUUUUGAGAGCGAAAAACAUCGCAUCGACGUGUGAGGAUCAACAGACACAGAACCGAGUCAUCGGAGCUGCCACCCAAUGCGCUUUAGCAACGUCACAACUAGUCGCCUGUGCAAAAGUAAUAGCGCCGACUCUGCAAUCGCCUGCUUGUCAAGAACAAUUAACUGCGGCGGUUAGAGAAGUCGCAAAAGCUGUGGAAAACCUCGUUUCCGUCUGUAAUGAGGCUUCCGGUAAUGAAGAAUUGAUGAAUCAAUUAAAACAGGCAGCGAGUGAAGUCACUCGAACCCUCAACGAUCUUUUAAAUCAUAUCAAACUUGCGUCGAGAGAACGCGCACAAGAAACCAUCCAAGAGCACAGUGUGGAGGAAAUUUACACUGCCACUGAUCGACUUUCCGCUGCUUCGGGUGAUCCCAACGAAAUGGUGAAACAAGCGAGACUUUUGGGACAGGCCACUGCACAAUUGAUUCAGAGUAUUAAGGGUGAAGCUGAAAAGAGUCCGGAUUCGGAUAUUCAAAGGAGGCUUUUGGCGGCUGCAAAAACUUUGGCCGAUGCUACGGCGAGAAUGGUUGAAGCUGCGAGGCAAUGCGCUUCGCAUCCACAUGAUAUUCAUUAUCAGAGUGUGUUGCGUAAGACGGCUGAAGAAUUAAGAGAUGUUACGACAGUGGCUGCGACUACACCGGCAUUGAGAGCGAAAUUAGUAGAUCGAGUCAAGGUUUGUGCGAGGAAAGCGGUCUCUUCAGCCACUCAGUGUAUCACAGCGGCACAGGCAAGUCAUCCGUAUAACUCGAACCAAACCACAAGAGAAGCAUUGAUAACGGAAACACAAGAAUUGGUCAAGCAAAUCCCGCCUUUGGUGGGGUCCAUUAAAGCCAGUACUGCUAACCCCGAGGAUACUACAAGCCAGGUUGAUUUGAUAUAUGUUGCUGACGUUUUUCUUCAUCCUGCUACUCACUUUGUGCAAACUUCACAAUCAGUGUUACCAACAAUCCACGAGCAAGCCAUCACCGAACAACUCUCGGUCACCAGCCAAAAACUCAACACCGACUUGAGCGACCUACGAGGUGCCCUUAGUCGCGCCAAACCUGUCUGUCAAGGCCUUGGCUUAGGCGCAGCUGCUCAGCUUAUCGCCGACCUCCAAGACGAACUCAAUGAGUUUGAACGUGCCGUCAAAGCCCACAAUUUGAGGCCUCUCCCUGGCGAUACACCCGAAUAUGGAGCUGAAGAACUUAGUUCUAGCAGUAAAGCGAUCAAUCAGAGCGUAGCUCAGCUAUUGAGUGCUGCAGCUCAAGGGAAUGAAAUUUACACAGAUAAGGCCGCUCGAGACACCGCACAGAGUCUGAAGAAUUUGACUAGUGCAAUUAGAAGUGUUGCUGCCACUACCGGUGAUCAAGACGUGCAAUUGAAGGUAAUUGGAUCAGGACAGGAGGUGUUGAUGCAUUCGGCUAGGUUGGUGGAAGAAGCGCAGAAGAGUUUGCAUUCGGUGGAGGUCACUCCGGGGCUGCAGCAUGCCGCAAAGGGUAUCGCAUCAGCGUUGAAUCAAGCAGUUGGGUGUCUUCCAGGUCAAAGAGAUGUGGAUUCGGCCAUCACAAAUAUUAUUGAGUGGACGGCGACCAUCGAUUCGGGUCGUUUCCCUCACACUGAUAAAAGUUACGGUGAACUUCAACAGGAGUUAAACACUGCUGCUGCUAACUUGAACGAAGCUAGUUCUGUUGUUGUCAGUUCGGUGAAGAGUCCAAUCCAGUUGUCUUCAUCAUCAAAAGAUUUCUCAGCUGCUUUCCAUGAUUUGCUUGAAGUGUCAAUGGAGAUGGCUGGACAAACUCAAGACACAGAUAUUAGAGGGCAGAUGGUGCAUUCACUUAAAAACGUUUCGACCACUUCUAGUACACUUUUGACCACUGCCAAGUGUCUUUCUGCCGAUCCUUACCUACCAAACGGCAAGAAUCAGUUAGCAGCUGCUGCGAGAGCUGUCACUGAUAGCAUCAACCAUUUGGUGAAUGUGUGCACAUCAGCAGCACCAGGUCAAACCGAAUGCGACAACGCUAUCAGAAAAAUCCAAGCGAUGAAACAUCUACUAGAAAGUCCCACUGAACCAAUCAAUGAUUGCACGUACUAUGAAGCUUUAGACUCGGUAAUUGACAAGAGUAAAAUUUUGGGUGAUUGUAUGACCGGCAUUACGAACAGUGCAAAACAAUCCCAACACGAAAAAUUCGCUGAAAAUAUGAAAACUUUCAGUACUUACAUCUGUCAUUUCAUCGAAGCGUCUGCCCAAGCCGCCUAUUUGGUUGGAGUUUCUGACCCUUCGAGUAUUGCCGGUCGACCUGGUCUAGUCGACCAGGCUCAAUUCGCUCGAGCUUCGCAAGCUAUAUACCAAGGGUGUAAUGCUUUAUCUUCACCCUCAAGUCCCCAAAAACAAGUGCUGGAAGCUGCAACUUUGAUUGCAAAGCACACGAGCGCCCUCUGCAACUCAUGUAGAGUUGCCAGUUCCAAAACUACGAACCCUGUAGCAAAAAAACAGUUUGUCCAAAGUGCCAAAGCGGUGGCUAACUCGACUGCAGCCUUGGUGAAAGAAAUUAAAACUCUCGAUUUAGAUUAUUCUGAUGUGAAUAGGCAAAGGUGUGCAGAGGCAACUCGACCAUUGUUAGAGGCUGUUGAGAAUCUUUGUAUUUAUGCGAACUCGAGCGAGUUUGUCUCGAUUCCUGCGAAAAUCUCACCGCAAGCAAGACGUGCCCAAAUGCCGAUUAUUGAAGCAGGAAAACGAUUGAUCGAUAGUUCUUGUACGGUUGUGAGAGCUGCUAAAAAUCUAGUUGUCAUGAAUAAGGAUCCUUCGACUUGGCAACAUUUCGCUAGUUCUUCUAAAGACGUGUCGGAAUCGAUUAAACAAUUGGUUGUCAAUAUUCGUAAUGAAGCGCCGGGGAAAAACGAAUGCGAGAACGCCUCUUCGAUUCUUACAAACCAUCUCAGGACUCUCGAUGCUGCUUCUAUGGACGCGGUUUCUCAAUCACUUGUACCUAGAAAGGGUUCUACUUUACCGGUUUAUAGUCAACAAGUCGAACGAGCAGCUGCAGGUCUUUUAGAUACCAUUGAACCCUUGCGACAAGCUGCUAAAUAUGAAGCUGAAAAUAUCGGACAUGCAGUCAAUCAAAUGAUACAAUAUUUCGAGCCCUUGGUGCAAAAUACAAUUGGUGCCGCUUCUAAUAUGAAAAAUUCGAAGCAACAAGAACAACUUCUCGAACAAGCCAAAUCCGUAACAGAGUCAGCUCUCCAACUGGUUUAUGCGGCGAAAGAUUGUGGCGGCAAUCCCAAGGCUGUCAACAUUCAUCCAGACAUUGAUGAGUUUGCAAAUUCGACUCGUGAUACUUUACAAGAUUUAGUAACGAGCUUAGAAACCAUAUCAACACAGAGUGGAAUUGUCUCCGGAGUCGUGGACAAUCUGACAAGGGCUAUGACUCGCCUGUCUGAUCAUAGAGCUUCUCUGAUUAUUUCAGACAGCGACAGUUAUGUUGAUUAUCAGACUAGAAUGGUUGAGUGUGCGAAAGACAUCGCGAAGAUAGCGGGCGAAAUGGCGUCUAAAGCCCCCAGCGAUACGCAAAAACUCGCACCUCUCUCUGCAGAUUUAUCCCACAAAUACACCCAAUUGGCGAAUGACAGCAUCGGUGCAGCCGCCGCCGCCACUAACGGUGAAGUGGCCAUGCGUCUCAAAGAAGUUGUCCAACAACUAGGUGGUGCUUGCGUUGAAUUGGUGCAAGCCGGUGGUCAAUGUCUGAUAAGAAAAGAUGACAUCAUUUUACGCGAAGUCGGAGAUUGUUCUAGAAACGUCACCGAAAAAGUCUCACGUGUUUUGGCUACUUUACAAUCAGGCUCACGAGGAACUCAAGCCUGUAUUAAUGCCGCGUCUACAGUUUCCGGCAUUAUCGGCGAUCUAGAAACCACGAUUAUGUUUGCAACUGCUGGUAAUUUGAAUCCGGAGAACGAACAUGAAUCGUUUGCCGAUCAUAGAGAGAAUAUUUUGAAAACAGCGAAGGCUUUGGUCGAAGAUACGAAAACAUUGGUAGCGGGGGCUGCAUCAUCGCAAGAACAGUUGGCAGUAGCUGCCCAGAAUUCAGUUUCCACUAUCGUUCAAUUAGCCGAAGUUGUUAAAUUUGGAGCGGCAAGUUUAGGCUCCGACAACCCGGAUUCUCAAGUGAUGCUUAUCAACGCUGUCAAGGACGUAGCAAGUGCUCUCGGCGACUUAAUACACGCCACUAAAGCCGCCAGUGGUAAACCAAUCAACGAUCCAGCAAUGGCCCACUUGAAGGAAAGUGCUAAGGUCAUGGUUACGAACGUGACUUCACUUCUUAAAACUGUCAAGGCUGUAGAAGAUGAACAUACGCGCGGUACUCGAGCCCUAGAAUCCACAAUUGAAGCAAUCGGACAAGAAAUGAGGGCUCUUUACUCCAGUGAGGCUUGCAAACCUGGUGUAACCGCCGAAGACCUCAUCAAAUGUACCAAAGCCAUUACCAAGGCCACAGCAAAGUCAGUUUCAGCUGGAAUUAGCAACAAACAAGACGAUAUCAUUGCUGCUGCUAAUCUAGCCAGAAAAUCAAUCUCAGAUAUGUUAAUAAUCUGCAAAAGUGCCGCUUACAACCUUGCUGAGACUCCUGAACUCAGAGAAAGAACUCUAAAUGGAGGUCACGACUGUGCCCAACAAUUCAGAGAGUUAUUACUUGCGAUAUUGCAACAAGCCAGUCCUGCCGAUGCGAAACACACCCUACCGAUGAUUUCCCGCAAAAUUGCCCAAUCGGCAACGGAAUUGGUCAGCAUUGCUGAACUACUCAAGGGUUCUGAUUGGGUCGAUCCGGAUGAUCCUACUGUCAUCGCAGAAAAUGAACUGCUGGGAGCCGCUGCCUCCAUCGAUGCUGCUGCCAAAAAAUUGGCCAGUUUAAGACCACGAAAAUCUAUCAAGACACAAGACUUGGACGAGUCUCUCAACUUCGACGAGAUGAUCUUAGAAGCGGCAAAAUCCAUAACAUCGGCUACUUCCGCUUUGGUGAAAGCAGCCAGCGCCGCUCAACGCGAACUUAUCGACAGUGGUAAAGUGUCACGAACGCCAACGUCGUCGUCGGAUGAUGGUCAGUGGUCGGAAGGUUUGAUAUCAGCUGCAAGACUAGUAGCAGCAGCUACACACAGUCUAGUAGAAAGCGCCAAUGCUUUAGUACAAGGUCUUGGCAGUGAAGAUAAGCUGAUUUCGGCUGCGAAACAAGUUGCAAGUUCUACGGCACAGUUAUUGGUAGCUUGUAAAGUAAAAGCAGAAGGCGACACUACCGCCACUAGAAGAUUACACCAAGCGGGCACUGCUGUUAUUAGAUCUACGGAUAAUUUGGUGAGAGCUGCACAACAAGCCAAAAGUGUGGAAGAAGAGAGGUGUUUAGUACUUAACAAAAGAAUGGUUGGAGGAAUCGCACAAGAAAUUGAUGCUAGAUCGGAGGUGUUCCGGAUAGAGCGUGAACUGGAGGAAGCUCGAAGCCGACUUACUGCAAUUAGACAAGCAAAGUACAAAUUGAGAGGUUAUGAUACUUCAGGUGAUGACACUGAUGGUUAUAUCAGUUCGGCACAAGAUGGCGAAACAUCGCGAAAGAGUCCGCGUAUAAAAGUGGUUGUUGAAAAUGUAGACCUACCUUUCAGGACAAAUGGAUAUUCGAGAUACGGCCAUUACCAAUACGACAGUUCACACUCGAAUUAUUCCCCCACCUUACAAAACACCUUAUACAACGAUACAUACAGCCACUUAGAAAGUCCCGAAAAAGUCAGUUCUUUGGAACGCAACAAGAAGAACCUCCUUCAAUCCCAGAUUCAUUCACUUGACAACGCCGUCUACGGAGGCACCAACAGUUACGGGCAAAGCACUCAAGACCACUACAAUUCUUUCAGUAAAAAUGCACCUACAUUCACUUCGCACCCUUCAACACGUGCUAGUUAUGCCCCUGAGAGUAAACUUUACAGUCCAACGACCUCAGCUCCGUGUCAGAGUCCUUACAAACAACUCCCAACUUCUCCCACAAAACCUACUUUCGACUACACGUCCAAACCUAGUAACUUGACGACAUUCGGCGGUGGUGACGGUUAUUCAACUUCCGAGUAUAAAACUAAUACGUACAAAAUACCAGGAGGAUACAAAACUGAUUCGUUUAAAUAUGAAGCUUAUAAGUCUUCCUCACAACCAUCCUACUCUGCUGGUUCUGAGAAGUACUACACGAGUACUCCCAAUUCAAAGUUGCAAUUGAGUCCGUUCGAUAAGAAGACUUUUGAGUCGUUUAGUAACGGUGGUGACAAUCAAUACCAAUCAUCAUUCUCUUCAAACGUUGAGUAUAUCAACGAACCGCCAGUUUUAAAGGACUCUGAUACGUUGGAACAGAAGAUGUUGAAAAAGUCGGUCACGCAACAAAUCAUCGAAAAGAAAACAGUGCAAAUGACCAAGUCCAGCAAGCAGGAAUCUUCGACGAAAAGUUUUAGAUUUGAAUAGUCAAGAGUUUUCUUUAACUAAUGUUUUAGUGAUUUCUAAGUGUCUUUAUUUAUUGAUUUGAUGGUGCUAAUAUUUAUGCUUCUAUUAUUAUUAACCAAAUAUUUUAAUUAGAUGUCUUGUUAAUCGUGCCAAUUAAUUUUAAGCUUGUAGUUUAAGUCGGAUUUUGUUUAUAGUUAAUUCAGUGCCAAAAUUUUCAUUUACGUAAAGUUCAGGUUACUUAAGUGCCUCUUGAGCAUCCGAAAAAAGUGUUACUUAUUUUUUAGCUUUACGACGCGUGUGCUAAAUACAGUGCCUCAUUUUAUUGUAAUUAACUAUCGCUUUUUAAUGUACUUUUAUUAACAUAAUCCAUCCGGAUGGAAUGUUUUUAAUACCUUACUUUAUAAAUUUUUAAUUAAUCAAAUAUUUUGACAUAUGCUCGUUAAUUAUUUUGUCACCAACGAGACUUACGCAUAAAGUUUCAAGAUGGAUGAAAUACAUUGUAUAAAUAAACUAAUUGAAAAGUU
Messenger RNA from Tribolium madens (black flour beetle), 9226 nucleotides. RefSeq names its product talin-1 (gene rhea). Gene Ontology annotation, molecular function: structural constituent of cytoskeleton; actin filament binding; integrin binding. Lineage: Eukaryota; Metazoa; Arthropoda; Insecta; Coleoptera; Tenebrionidae. Gene Ontology annotation, biological process: cell-cell adhesion. Bases 129 to 8723 code for a protein of 2864 amino acids. The record is from RefSeq and is a predicted model, not a curated record. Gene Ontology annotation, cellular component: plasma membrane; ruffle; focal adhesion. The transcript has 23 exons.